CGCGUGUCGCUCUGCGCAUGCGCAUUCUGUGGAAACACCCUGUGUCGAAACCGAAAGUAAAGAAGAUCCUUAGGAAAUCUGAAUUCACCUUCAGAAGUCUUGAAACACACAUAAAUAUCACAUGACGGUCUGAAGUCAGUUUCUCAUUAUGGAGAACAGAGAGAGGAGGAAGAGAUCUUCAUCUCCAGAACCCAGCUGUGUGUCUCUGAAGAGUGACAGAUCAAUGUAUAAUCCUCCUGAAUUCAGUGAUGGAGCAGUGACCUCUGACCCCAGGAAGAGUCAGAGAUCUUCAUCUCCAGGACCAAGCUGUGUGUCUCUGAAGAGUGGCAGAUCAAUGUAUAAUCCUCCUGAAUUCAGUGAUGAAGCCGUGACCUCUGACCCCAGAGACGAUCAGACUGGAAACCAGGAUUCUCCUCAACCAGUGGAUGAUGAACUACAGAGAGUCAAAGACCAGCACAAAACCAGCAUGAAGAACAGGUAUGAGAGAUUAUUUGAGGGAAUGAAACUCCAAGAGAAUGAAACCCUCCUGAACAGGAUCUACACACAGCUCUACAUCAUAGAGGGAGAGAGUGAAGGAGUGAGUGAAGAACAUGAGGUUUUACAGAUAGAGAAAACAGCCAGAACACAACCCUCACAAGAAACUCCAAUCUACUGCAAUGACAUCUUUAAAGCCUCACCUGAACCAGGAUGUGAGGAGAAAGACCAAAUCAAGACUGUUCUUACUAAAGGCAUCGCUGGAAUCGGAAAAACCGUCUCUGUGCAGAAGUUCAUUCUGGACUGGGCUGAGGGAAAAGCCAAUCAGGAUGUAGAUUUCAUGUUUGUGCUUCCAUUUCGAGAGCUGAACUUGAUCCGAGAUCAUCAGUACAGUCUUCACAGACUUCUGCUGGACUUUCAUCCUGAACUUCAAGAUCUGGACUCAAAGAUUUAUGAGGAGUGUAAAGUUGUGUUAAUCUUUGAUGGUCUGGAUGAAAGCAGAAUCACACUGAUGUUUUCAGACGCUCAGAAAGUUUCUGAUGUGACUGAGACUUCAUCAGUGGGUGUGUUGAUGUCAAAGCUCAUGACAGGAGAGCUGCUUCCCUCUGCUCUCAUCUGGAUCACCUCCAGACCAGCAGCAGCCAGUCAGAUCCCCUCCAAAUACAUCAACCGUGUGACAGAAAUUCAGGGAUUCAAUGAGCCUCAGAAGGAGGAAUAUUUCAGGAAGAGAAUCAGUGAUGAGCAUCAAGCCUGCAGAAUCAUCUCACACAUCAGAAGAGCCAGAAGCCUCCACAUCAUGUGCCACAUACCUGUCUUCUGCUGGAUCUCAUCCACUGUGCUUCAAAAGCUCCUGAAAGAAGAUCUGAGUGCAGAAAUCCCUCAAACUCUGACUGAAAUGUACAUCCACUUUCUGCUGAUUCAGAUCAACAUGAGGAAUCAGAAGUAUGAAGAGAGAGAUCUGGAAAAACUCCUGCAGUCCAACAGAGAAGUGAUUGUGAAACUUGCUGAAGUGGCUUUCAAGCAGCUGAUGAAGGGCAAUGUGAUGUUCUAUGAGGAGGACCUGAGAGAGAGCGGCAUAGACGUCACUGAUGCCUCAGUGUAUUCUGGGAUUUGCACUGAGAUCUUUAAGGAGGAAUCUGUGAUUCAUCAGAGGAAAGUCUACAGCUUCAUUCAUUUGAGUGUUCAAGAGUUUCUUGCUGCUUUCUAUGUGUUUUACUGCUUUUUAACAAAGAACAAGGAACCACUGCAUGAAUUCAGAUUUUACAGAUUUGAUGAAGAAUUUCUGUAUGACCUACUUACAUCAGCUGUAGAUAAAGCCCUCAAGAGUAAGAAUGGACAGCUGGAUCUGUUCCUUCGGUUCCUGCUGGGAGUCUCACUGGAUUCCAAUCAGAGACUCUUACAGGAUCUACUGACACACACAGAGAACAGCUCAGAGAGUAUCAGAGAAACUGCACAGUACAUUAAAGAGAAGAUCAAAGAUGGACAUGGACUCUCCACUGAAAGAUCCAUCAAUCUGUUCCUCUGUCUGCUGGAAGUGAAAGAUCAGACUCUGUCCAGAGAGAUUCAGGAGUUUGUGAAAUCAGACAAACAUUCAGAGGAGAAACUCUCUCCUUCUCACUGCUCAACCAUCUCCUACAUGCUUCAGAUGUCGGAGGAGAUGCUGGAUGAGCUGGACCUCAAGAAAUACAACACAUCAGAUGAGGGUAGAAGAAGACUGAUACCAGCUGUGAUCAACUGCAGAAAAGCUCUUAUUGCUGGCUGUAAUCUUAAUGUUCAGCAUUGUGAGAGUUUGUCAUCAGUUCUUCAAUCCUCAAACUCUGUCCUGAGAGAGCUGGACCUGAGUAGCAAUGACCUGCAGGAUUCAGGAGUGAAGCUGCUCUCUGAUGGACUGAAGAGUCCAAACUGUCAGCUGCAGAUACUGAGUCUUGCUGGCUGUAUUCUUAAUACUCAGCAUUGUGAAAGUUUGUCAUCAGUUCUUCAAUCCUCAAACUCUGUCCUGAGAGAGCUGGACCUGAGUAGCAAUGACCUGCAGGAUUCAGGAGUGAAUCUGCUCUCUGAUGGACUCAAGACUACAAACUGUCAGCUGCAGAUACUGAGGUUGUCUGGCUGUAUGGUGACAGAGGUAGGCUGUGGUUAUGUGUCUGCAGCUCUGAGUUCAAACCCCUCACACCUGAGAGAGCUGGAUCUGAGCUACAAUCACCCAGGACAAUCAGGAGUCCAGCUACUCUACGACAAACUGAAGGAUCCAAACUGCUCACUGCAGAAACUCAAUGUGGAUCAUGGAGGAGAGAUCAGAAUCACAGCAGGACCACGAAAGUAUGCCUGUGAUCUCACACUAAAUCCAAACACAGCAAACACUCGUCUCAUUCUGUCUGAUGACAACAGAAAGAUCACAUGUGUAAAAGAGCAUCAGUCAUAUCCUGAUCAUCCAGAGAGAUUUGAUCCAUAUCCUCAGAUUCUGUGUGGAGAGAGUCUGACUGGACGCUGUUACUGGGAGGUUGAAUGGAGCAGACGUGCUGAAAUAUCAGUGACAUAUGAAGGAAUCAGCAGGAAAGGAGAGAAUGAAGACUGCAUGUUUGGAUCCAAUGACAAAUCCUGGAGUCUGUGGUGCUAUUAUGACAGUUUCUCUGUCCAUCACAAUAAGAAAUACACCGAGAUACCUGCCAUGCCUUCAUCCUCUACUAGAGUAGGGGUCUUUCUGGACGUGUCGGCUGGUGCUCUGUCCUUCUACAGAGUCUCUGACAUGCACACACUCACACACUUACAUACAUUCAACACCACAUUCACUGAACCCCUCUAUGCUGGAUUUAAGGUUGAUUAUGGCUCUUCUGUGUCUCUGUCAGUUUAAACAGAAACAGACACUUGGAAAUUCCCAUACUUACUUAUAUUUUCACACAAAGUCAUUAAAUCUUAAAUUACAAAUUACAGUUUGUGUAUGUGAUAUAGACAGCUAGUGGUUGAAAUUGGUACUGCAGUCCAAAUUCCAAAUAUUGAAGAGAGUUGUUUCCCUCGUCCUCUCCUCCUCAGACUCGAAGAUGAGGUGCCUUUUAAAGGCACUAGUCAGAAGAAAAAACCUUGUAGGAAGCUAAUUUUUUUGUUAAAUCAUCCUCAAAUUUGAUACUUGACUUGUGGCUUCGGGCCCAGUGUAUUUCUAGCACUAGCAGGAAUCGUUAUUAUUAUUAUUUUUUAAUGAUAAAAAGAUGUUAUGCAAAAAUUGGUUUAGGAAAAUCAACCAUUUGAGUUCAAGCAUGUAAUUUUCCUGUUUGUGGCUCAAAAAUGGGCCUCUGAAAUUGACAGAAUAAUUUUUGUAAAUUCAAUUAGCGUAAUCUUAUUUUACUUGCUGUUUGGAGCUGACUGCUCUAAUGGCAUCAUGUGUUUGUUUUGGAGAUGUGUUCCCUGUCAAACAUCAUUUAUCCUUAUACUUUUGUAAUUUUGUCAAAUAUUUGUUCUUGAUUAUACAUCUUUAUUUGAUUUUUUUCCCCUAAUUUAAUAAAUGUUGGUAUUUUAUGCAAUUAAAAAAAAAAAAAAAAAACGAAACUGGGUGAAGUUAGGUUGAUUGGGAUACUUUUUUUCAUAGUCAUAUCAAUGGCAAAAUAUGUCCCAAUCUACCUGAAUUCACCCCUAUCCUAUAAAUUCGGAAUAGCAGAGAUAUCUCAUUUAAAAACAAUAUUAUUAAGUAGCCUAUUUUAUUUUGGCCUGCAGUCUAAUAAAAGUUAAUUAGAAAAAAACCUGAGGCCGUAUGUAUAAAGCUUCUCAGAGUAAAAUUUUAACAAGUAACAAGAUCGCAGCAAAGAAGAGGAGACACAUGCUUUCCAAUGAAGAUAUGGUGUAUUGAAGUGAUAUGAUGAAAGAAAAUGAUUUGAUAAAAUGAUAUAAACUUGAUUAACAAUUCUUUUUGUAACUGACCUAAGAAUAAAUGUAAAAACUGUAAAAAUAUUUAAUACAUUUAAUAAAUAUUACUUAAUAAUACAUUUAAGGCAUUUUAAUACAUUUAAUGACUUUGAAUGAACUUUUUAUAACUUUAAAUGUAACGACUUCUCCUACUCUACAAAUCAAUUCUCUGACUAUAGAAAUGAAAUCGUAAUUUCCUUUUUUGGUAACUGGAAAAAUGCAGCAGUGCACCGGCGAUGACUUGGACCCAUCAGUCCACAGUAAGCAGGCUUUUAAAUAGGACUAUUGCUAAACUUACCACACCAAACAUAGUGGCCAAAAUUGAUGUGCAAAGUUUUUUUUUUUUUUUUUUCUUUUCUAAAUGACCCUACAAUUUAGCUUAAAGCAUCAAAAUAUGAGGAAAAUAUUUUUACUUUUAUGUUUAGGCUAUAUCAUAUAAAGGUUUAAAAGUAUAAGAGAAGAUUAAAACAUUACACUAAGCAAAGGUAUUUAUCUGACAAACUUUUUUGCAAAAAAAGGAGGAAACUGCAGCUACAAGUUUCAGAAAAACAAAACAAAAAAAAAAUCUCAGAAAAAAAGCACACAUUGACUACAACAUAAUCUGUUUUAAUAUUUCAUUGGUCCUCUUGUUUUUUUGCAUGUGUUCAUAAUUUCUUUGUAAGACAGCCUGGCCAAAAAUAUUUUUAAAUAAUUUUAAAUAAUUUUAAAGUUCAUUUCAUUAUCACACAUGAAACAAUUGACUCCAAGCACAGCUAUGCGAUAUGCUUACAUCUUUUAACACAUUUUUAAAAAUAUUUGAAUUAAGGUUGAAGAUGUCAAUUUGUAAUAAAUUUAGUAGAAAUCACAUUUGGCCACAACUCUAUGGCAGUUCAUCGACUUUCCAACUGGCAAUCAAACCAUGCGGCAAAAGCAAGUCACUUUUAUGUUGAUAGUGGGCUUCCUGCAGUUGUUGGAGCCGUUGAUGAACUCAUGACACAUCAUUGCUCCAAUUGUAAAUGAGGAGACAUAUAUCAAUAGAAAAAGAUUCCACAUCAUCAAUACUAAUUUGUGAAAAUUUUGCACAAUGCAAAGCUAUUUUUAAAAAUAAAUUGAAAUAUUAAAAUGUUUCAGUGGCUUUUUAAAUGUUUAUAUAUACAUGAUUGGUGUGGUGCUGCUGUGACUUCACCCAUGGAGGCUCGCUAUUGGCUGAUUCAGAGGUUGAGGGCGGCCAUUUUGAGUUGAAAUUAUUGUAGUCCUUAGUUCACAACACUUAAGUCAGCACUUAAGAAUCAAUCUUAGACAAUACAAAAAGUUGCUUUUAGCUUCUUUACAAAGGUCUCCUACUCUGAGAAAAGUCCUACUUUUUACUAAGAAUUUUUUGACACCUAAAUCAAAACUUUAGACUAUUCUUAAGAGCAUUUCUGCAAAGUUUUAUACAUACAGGCCCUGAUUCUGAAUAUUAAUUUAAAUACUGUGCAUAACGAAUAAACAAAAUCACAAACAUGACCAUUGUAAUUAAAAUUUUAUAAAUACUAUUUAUUUAUAUUGCAAACAGAUGAAGAAAUUGCAAUGCUUUGAAUAUCUCAUGUACAUGUUGAGAGUUUCCAAUGUUGGCAGCUCCACUAUAACUUAUUAUGAGCAUGACUAUAGAAAAUAUAAAUAAAAUAAAAUAGGCCUACUCAGAUAUAAUUUUUGCUUCUGUUUCUAAAUAAAUAAAGCAGUCAUUUGUAUUGUUAUAAGGAGCCUAAGGAGACCUUGGAAUCUAACCAGAAAGUAAAAAAUAACCUUACAAUUUUUGCUCAUGCAGAAUGAACCAAUCUGUUUUUAAUCUUUGAUUUUAGACAAAUACCAAAUACAUCAUAGCUUGAAUACAAGUUUUAAAAAAAGCUUCAUGUUAUAACUAAGGAAAUUAAACAUAUCAAUGUAUCAGUGUUGGCUUGACAACUUGAACUCUUCAUGAAAUGUGUCUGCAGCCAAAAAGAAAGAGAAACACUGGACCUUAUGAAAAUAAAUAGGCAAGACACAUUACUAUCUGACAUCAACAUUUAUCAUUCUUACAAUCACCAAAUUGGAUUCUGUUCUUUUCAAUUGUAUUCAACAGGUCUCUUCACAAAACAAAAAUUCAUUUCAAACUGUUAGUUUAAGCUCAAACUAACCAAAGUAAAACCUUUAACAUUUCAAUCAUUAAAUUAAACUAACUGAAUCACAGGCUAUUAUUAGAUAAAGUGCAGCCAAACUUAACAUGAUGUGUGUUUUACGGUGAAUGUCGGCAGUGUUGUCUUCCAGGGGGGGAGAGGCAGGGCAUGGUGGGGCUAUAAUGAUAUAGAUGAUAUAAUAUGAUAUUGUGAUAUUUUUUAAGGUGAUUCAUAUCACCCAGCCCUACUAGCAUGGAAUGUUCUCACUCAAACCACUGACUGCAACAACUUGUUUUUGGAUGGAAAAGCUGCUUAAUAGUAACAUAUUGGCAAAACAUAUUUUGUAAGCAAUCCAGUGCAGUUUCUAUUUACAAUGUGUUUUUGCAGGGAUGAGCAUGUAUCCAAUCAUAGACAUAUAUGAUGAUUUCUUGAUUUCAAUGGUCAAUCACACGUUUAAGUUAGUACUGAACAAAAAUUUCUGCGAGAUUGCGAUGAACUAAGAUGAGUGACAACUUUUAGUGAUUAUAAAGGGAUCGCUCUUUGUGCGCUUUCUGCCAUGCCAAAUCCCACAUACAGUAUUCUUACUUUUCUGUUAAAAUGAAAGGUGAUUUGUGAAUGUAGACACUUCAAUAAAAAAUCAUUUUUGGGUAGCAUUUAUGCUGUGAUGUGUAGGUUGAGCGGUGACACGUAACUAUUUCAUGGAAAUCUGUUUGAAAAUGUUUUUGAAGGAGAAGCUCAUCUCCUUGGCCUUACCCUAGAGUUGGUUCACCCUCUGUCUAUGGCUAGAACUUUUAAAGAGAGUAAACAUAUAUAAAAAGUAUUAUAGCAAUUUCUUUUCUACUAUUAGUAAAAGAACACGAACAACCAUAAUUAGCAUAGAGUAUUCCACAAAUACACAUAAUUUAAAUAAGUCUUUAAAUAUAUAUUAAACAUUUAAUUUCACAAACCUUAAGAUACUUGAAUAUAGCUGUUAGAUCUUCUUAAGUGUGCAUUUGCAGCCUGCAUACAAGCACGUUACUCUGUAAAUAAUAGUCGGUCAAUGCGAAAUAAGUAUACAUUAAAUUUCAGCAGUUGUUAUGCAUGUGUUUUUACUGUCUGUAAAUUAGUGUGAGAUAAUAUCAGCUUUAUAUUGGCCAUGAAAAAGUCAGUGUUGGUUGACCAACAGUUUGCUUUAAUAUUUAUAUCGUAAACUGAUCAUCAUAUUUAAUAAAAGUACAUUUAUGAUUCAUUUAACCAUGAAACAGUUUAUGAAUCAUUGAUGUGAACUGAUGACAGUAUGAAUACUCAUGAAUGAUGAGAGUUAAGCAGAAUGAAACUAAAAGUAAAUCACAUCUCCUGAUAGUGUGCUUUUUUCCCCACACACUGUGCUGAUUUAGCAGUGAUUCACUUAAUUAAUUCUGCAGAUCUGGGCCUGUAUGUAUAAAGCCGCUCAGAGUAAAAUUUUAGUCUUAAGUGUGUCAAAAUUCUAAGAAUGAUGUCAUUUUACUCUUAUUCUUAGACUUAAGAAUAAGUGUGAUUCAUAAAGGUUCCUAAGUGUCAAGACUAGGUCUUAGCUCUUAAAUUAUUUAAGACAGCUGGAGAGGUGUCUUAACCUAGUUAAGAGUAACAAGAUGGCAGCAGAGAAGAGGCGAUAUAUGCUUUCCAAUGAAGAUAUGAUGUAUUGGAGUUAUAUGAUGACAUGGAGUUGAUAAAAUGGUAUAAAUUUGAUUGACAAUUCUUUUUGUAACUGACCUAAUAAGAAAUGUAAUAACUUUAAAUACAUGUAAUAAAUUUAAUAAAUAUUACUUAAACAAUAA
Megalobrama amblycephala (Wuchang bream) is the source of this 8275-nucleotide messenger RNA. RefSeq names its product NACHT, LRR and PYD domains-containing protein 3-like. Gene Ontology annotation, molecular function: protein binding. Lineage: Eukaryota; Metazoa; Chordata; Actinopteri; Cypriniformes; Xenocyprididae. The transcript has 9 exons. Bases 149 to 3322 code for a protein of 1057 amino acids. The record is from RefSeq and is a predicted model, not a curated record.